AACUGUUAUCCCGCGGUGCUUUGAAAUGCAAGUUAAUGUAAUGGUCUGUCUGACAGGUCCCAGGACAGUGUGGCCAGAUGAGACCAUGGGUCCAUUUGGGCCUCAGGAUCAGCGCUUCCAGUUGCCAGGCAAUGUGGGUUUCGACUGUCACCUGAAGGGUACGGGGUUACAGAUGAAAGGGCCGGUUCACAGGACGGUCCCGGACGUUUUAACCGCCCCAUCCAGCACCGAGAGACACGAGUUCAUCCUUGCUCAGUUUGUGAAUGAGUAUCAGGGUAAAGAAGCGUCUCUGGCGGCGCAGAGAGUCAGUAAAGCUGAACACUAUUUCAGUCAGUCAGAUGUGGAGUGCUCCAUGCGUUCCUGCCCAGAGCUGCUGAAGAAAGAGUUAGAGCUGUUUUUCCCAGUGCUGCCUGCGAGUCCCAUCACUGUCGUCACGGUAACACAGAGGAAGCAGAAAACGGCCACAGAAGAUCAGAACCAAGAUCAACAGGAACUACUAGAUCAUUUUGUCAGUGGUGCUAAAGAAAUCUGCUUCACACUGUGGAGAGGAGGAUACUGGGCCGAUUUCAUCAAUCCACUGUCAGGAAAAGCUUUUUUUGGCGCUCAGACGCCGGACUCUAUUCUACAGCGUCACGCUGGCUUUCACAUCGAGGACCUGGCGUCGUGUACGGUCAUACGCCACGUCUUCAAGGAGACGUCCACGUUCGUCUUAACGCUCAUCACUAACGCACCUUCCAACAGUCUGAUCAUGGAGAAACUUCAGGGACAAGCCAGCGCCUCAGAGGACAGAGACUGAUGGACGUUUGCAAGCCUGAGCAAAAUCUACGUACUGUUUCUUAUAGAAGAGAUUUUUGAAUAAAACUUGCUGGUUGUGAUGUUACAAAAUGAGCUUUUGAGAGUAACUGCUGUUCUGAGGUGAUUAAAAAAAAAACAGCAAAAAUGUUAAUUUAUUAAAAAAAAUAUGAAUACUUAAUGAAAUGAACACAGACGUGAAUCCACAUGGUGCUUUACAAAACAUCAGCAGCCUUUGAGAGAACGUACUGUGGGUAAAACAUCGUCUAGAGUCGGGACGCCUGAAACAGAGGAAACGCAGCUCAACUAGUGCCACAAUGUCUGACUAACAUUUUUUUUUUUUUUUUUUUUUAGGUAAACAUAUCAUGAUUUUAGUGCACUAGAAUACUAUUAGAUGAACUGUUCAUUUCAGUUUGACUGGUUUUUGUCUUGUUGAAUGUGAAUAAAGUUUGUCCUCACCCAGCGUUUGCAGGGGUUGAAAAGCGGAAAGGAUUCCUCAUGUUCCUUCAGCUUUACGAUGAUACUGUGAAAUACAAUACAAACACCAACUGUCUGCAGUUUCCAAAUGAACGGAGGAGCCUUUUAUUGUGUAAA
Messenger RNA from Cyprinus carpio (common carp), 1386 nucleotides. It is a transcript of the gene mmadhca, whose product is annotated as cobalamin trafficking protein CblD-like. Gene Ontology annotation, biological process: cobalamin metabolic process. Gene Ontology annotation, cellular component: mitochondrion. The record is from RefSeq and is a predicted model, not a curated record. The transcript has 5 exons. Bases 26 to 796 code for a protein of 256 amino acids. NCBI's taxonomy places the organism in Eukaryota, Metazoa, Chordata, Actinopteri, Cypriniformes, Cyprinidae.